This is a messenger RNA of Drosophila sulfurigaster albostrigata, 1951 nucleotides long. Its product is annotated as serine protease inhibitor 42Dd. The record is from RefSeq and is a predicted model, not a curated record. Bases 630 to 1808 code for a protein of 392 amino acids. The transcript has 4 exons. Gene Ontology annotation, molecular function: serine-type endopeptidase inhibitor activity. Lineage: Eukaryota; Metazoa; Arthropoda; Insecta; Diptera; Drosophilidae.
UGCGACAGAUUAGAUAAGCUGAUUAAACAAUAGAACUAUGGCAACAAAGCAAAAGCUGAUGCUGUAUGACUCAAUUUAAUCAAGCGUCGCAUCCCAAUCAGCGACAAUUCUAGUUGUAGUGGUUGUGUUCAAAACACAUCAUAUAGUAGAAUAGAAUUGUGAAUGGAAAUGGUCUCUCAGUGGACGCUGAGCUGAGAGCGCCCACCGCAUCGCAGUUCGUCUUUAGCGUCGUUCGGUCGCUGUUUGAGCGGCCAGAGAAAUUGUAAAAAUAGAUGAAAUUUUCAGUUGCAGAAAAUUCAAAACUUUGCCAGAGCUUUCAGCGUUCUCCAAGUGUCGUCAUCAAUGAACACAGCGGCAGCGCAAUUUAAUUAGCUUCUUCAUAUAUAUUUUUUGUAUCCUCUAAUGAAAAUGAGCAUUCAGUUCAAUUGUGUGCGAUGCUCUGUGCGGGCGUGAAUUCUCUUGUCUCGUUCUUCUAUUUUGUUUUUCGCCAACGCAUCUUGUGAAAUUUUUGUUUUUGUUUUCGUGUUUCGUAUACCAUUUGGGUAUACUUCCUCUGGUGUGGUGCACUACUGAGUGGACAGGAAAAGUAAGAGAUCGGUCCCAAAUACGCCACGAAAAACCUUAUCAGAAUGAGCUCUACACCUGCCUCCAGCUCCAAUCUACCGCCAGAACUCAAUCUUGGAGCGGAGAUAUUCCACAUCAUUGCAGCUUCAGCUGAAGAUCAAAAUGUGAUCAUAUCUCCGCUGUUGCUAGAGGUGACACUGACACUGCUCUAUCUGGGCUCAGAUGGGGCCACUGCCGAGGAACUGCAAAAGCUGUUAAAGUUAAAGGAUCGCUUUGUGAGCAAUGCUAAAAUGGCCAACUUCUAUGCCGCCGAAUUGAAUGCGGCGACAAGCGAUGCAGAUACUAAGAUCCAGCUGGAAAAUCGCCUGUUUCUGCAACAAAACUCUGGUGUAGCAGUUGCCGAUGACUUUCAGAAGAUUGCACAAACCUUUUUCCAUGCGACGGCAGAGUGUGUGGACUUACAGCAAACCGAGAAGCUAUCUCGCCACAUCACCGAUAAUAUCUUGGCCAGCAUUGGCGGCGGCAACUGGCAGCAACAGCUUCAGGUGAAUGGUGGUCAGAUGGCAUCCAUGUUGCUGUUGCUGGCGGCACGACUGCAAAGCAAAUGGUUCUUGCCAUUCAGUGCGUAUCGCACUGGCCUCUAUGAGUUCCACAACAACGACGGCAGCAGCAAUGUUGCGAAGUCGGUGCCCAUGCUCUUUGACGAUGAUAUGUUUGUAAAGUACGCCGAGUUGCGGGAGCUCAAUUCACGUGCCAUUGAAUUGCCGUACGAGCAUGAGGACGAAUUGGCAAUGCUUCUAAUCCUGCCCAAUCAGCGCGAUGCCUCGGCCUUAGCCCAUCUGGAGUCUCAAUUGCGUACUGUCGAUCUCGGUGACUUGCAGCAGCAAAUGCAAAUGGAAAGCGUUCAAGUCUUGCUGCCCAAAUUUAGCAUCGACUUCGAAUGUAGUUUGCGACAAGCGCUCAAACAAAUGGGCUUUUCGGAGAUCUUUAGUUCCGCUGCCAACUUUAAGCAUUUGCACUCAGCUUCCACCAACCUGCCUAUUCUCGACGUCCUACAGAAAUUGCGCAUUGACCUAAAUGAAUCCGGCUCUGGCUCAGCGUUACCACAACCGGCAGCAGGAUAUAAGCCGAUUGUCAUUAGCAAUUCCUCGCGGCAAAAAUUCUUUCGGGCGGAUCAUCCAUUUUUCUUUGCCAUCCGCGGGCCGAAUGUGACCCACUUUAUUGGGCAUGUGGUUAGUUUUUAACGGCCAUAUAUAAUAUGGUAUACUAUCUAAUGUUGCACUAACAUGCCUUGUACUAUAUAACGGCUAUUCAAACUAAUAAUUUGUACUCUCUAAUUUAUGCGCAAAAAAUAAAAGAAUUGAUGGUUGUAGAUUUUUUAUAACAA